Messenger RNA from Aplosporella prunicola CBS 121167, 1069 nucleotides. RefSeq lists its product as uncharacterized. The transcript has 2 exons. Gene Ontology annotation, cellular component: mitochondrion. The record is from RefSeq and is a predicted model, not a curated record. Bases 224 to 691 code for a protein of 155 amino acids. NCBI's taxonomy places the organism in Eukaryota, Fungi, Ascomycota, Dothideomycetes, Botryosphaeriales, Aplosporellaceae.
UUGACACUGAGCUCCGCUGCCCGCCCUUCCAUCGCGCCACCGCAGACCACCACCACCACCACAGCCGCGAGCGCCACUUCAAUCGCAUCCGUAUCCGCAACCGCAAUUGCCAUUGCAGUUACGACGUCCCUUGCUUUUCCAUCACCGACACCGCCACCGCCAUCGCUACGCUGCCUCUCCCGCCGUCCGUCCCACCACCACAACCACGCACAAGGGCACCUCAAUGGCGGCCGCACCCCCCGCACCUCCUGCAGCCGCAGCCGCAGCAUCAGCAUCAGCGUCGCAGUCAACGCCCUCGUCAACGGCAGCAAAAGACGUGCCCCGCGACCCGGUGCCGAGGAACCCGAUCCCGUUGAGCGCGGGCCAGGAGCAGCAGGUCCGCGACCUGUACUACAAGCGCGUGCGCACGUAUUGCGCGGAUGAGAUUAGAGACUUUGCGUCGUGCGCGCUCAACCGCACCAUCAGCGCGACAUGGGCGUGCCGGCCGCAACGCCUGGCCAUGAACAGCUGCAUGGUGGUGCACGCGACGCAGGACGAGAUGGACGCCGCGCGCGCCGAGUGGUUCGCGACGCGGGAGCUGCGCCGCCGCGAGCGCGAGGAGAAGGAGCGCAAGCGCGUCGAGCAGGAGAAGUUUCAUCGCGAGUGGUGGGGGCUGGAUGAGCAGGGGAGGCGGAGGGUCGAUAAGAAAUAAGACGCGGAAAGGAAGAGUGGGGGUGGGAUGGAAGCUUGGCUCAGUGGUGCAGAGGAAGGGCAGGGAGUGUGGGCGCGGAGAUGAGCAUCGGCGUGCCUCGCCGCCGCCGACUUGUUCAUUGCAUUCUACGGCGUUUUCGAGGGUGGGCUUGGUAUCUAUAUGUUUCCGCGACAGGGCGUUCGAGCACACACGCACAAAUGCUCACGACACAGACGCAGACGGUGGGGGUGCGGUUGGUGGGUGGGCAGCAGCUAGCUGGACGGCAGGGCAGGGUAUAUCUCUGUAUCACAAAACGGUGUCUGUGGAUUAAUGUGUCUUGCCGCGCAUUGGCAUUGUAGGUUUCUACGCUGUGCUGCUGUGCUAUACCUUGCGCGCGGG